AUGAUAAUUACAUCCUGCUCUUUCUUUACGUUAAUAGUUCAGUUUCCAGCGUUCCGGAUGCUUUCAGAUGCACUCCCAGUAUGCGACAGACAGUGCUGCGUGUUGAAACCUUUUGAGGAAGACAGACUCAUGACUUACUCACGCCAUGGAGACAUUGUGAUCGGUGGAGUCCUACAAAUAUUUUUAAUCGCUUGCGCGGAAAAGCAAAAUUAUUUAAGUAAGCCAAACGGACCAGUAUGUGUUGCGCCAUCAUUGCGUUAUCUGAGGCACCUGCUCGCUUUUAUUUACGCAAUUGAGGAAAUCAACAGCAACUCCGAUAUUUUACCCAACGUCACCCUGGGGUUCCGGAUCUAUGAUGCAUGUUCUAGUGAUGUUGUAGCAUUGAAGAGCACUUUGUGUAUCUUAUCAGAGGACCAAGAACCAACUCCCAACUAUAUCUGCCAUAGAAAGCCCAAGACCGCCGCUUUCAUCGGGCACCUCUUAACGUCGACAACCAACGUGGUGGCUGAACUCACACAACUAUAUGGAUUCCCCCAGGUAAGUUAUGGUGCGCCAAAUCCUGUUUUGAGUAACCACAUCAACAUUCCGUUUGUUUAUCGAACUGUUCCCAGUGAGCUUUCUCAGUUCAACGUCAUAAUUCAACUGCUCACCCAUUUUGGUUGGACUUGGGUUGGCAUCAUCGCAUCGGAUGAUGGAAGCAAUGAUCAGACUAGCGAAGAACUUAAAAACAGAUUGGAAAUGGCGGGAAUCUGUGUUGCCUUCAAAUAUGUCAUCUCCCAAUCUCUAGCUUUUGGAAUGAAAAACUUCCAAGCCUUUGAUGUGAUUAAAAAUUCUUCUGCCAGAGUAAUCAUAUUGUAUUGUAGUGCCCUCCAUUUCUUAGGUUUGUUGGAAAAGAAACUAUAUCAAAACUUGCCGGGUAAAGUCUGGAUCUCCUCAGUGACCUUAAAUAUUGUAACCGAUUAUAACUUCAAGCAGUACCUUCAUACAUUCAACGGAUCCUUAUUAAUAUCUCUCCACAGAGGAGAGAUUCCAGGAUUUAAGAAGUUUCUUUGUCAGGAGAUAUGGUCGAAUACUACAGAGAAUAUCUUUUUACAAUACUUCUUAGCAUUUAAUGUUGGAUGUUUGGAAUUUCUGUUUGAUGAAGAGAAUAAGGUUGCUAGGAGAGAAUGUUCUAAGGAAGGUUUUUGGACAGAGCGUAUAGCACAAGAUGAGAUAGACACCUAUCGUAUUUCAUAUGCUACCUAUACAGCUGUGCACUCGUUAGCUCACGCGUUACACGAAAUGUGUAAGAGAAAAGAUCUACCGUCUUCUGAAGGAUGGUCAUCUAAAACAAGGUCUAAGGUGCACCAAAAAUUGCAUCUGUUGCUUACCAAUUCAGGAGAAGAGGUUUACUUUGAUGCCAACGGUGAUGCUCCUGGAAAUUUUGACAUUUUAAAUUGGAUAAUUUACUCAAAUCUUACAGUUAGGAACAUCUUUGUUGGUAGAUAUAAGUCUUCUGCUGCUCAACAACUACUCAUUAACGACUCAGCCAUUGUUUGGAACCCCUAUUUUAAUCAGACACCGCAGUCCACAUGCAGUGAGCCCUGUCCCCCCGGCCAUAGAAAAACCCUUCAAAUUGGGAGGAAAUCAUGUUGCUUUGACUGCAUUCUUUGUUCUGAAGGGGAAAUUGCAAGUUUUACAGAUAUGGAGAAAUGCAUUAAGUGUCCGGAAGACCACUGGUCAAAGCCUACAAGGGAUUUAUGCCUCAAACGUACUAUCGAUUUUCUUUCCUUUGAGGAACCAUUAGGAGAAACACUGACAACUUUUGCUGUUUUAUUAACCGUUCUUAGUUUAGCCAUGAUGUUCUUUUUUGUAAAAUAUAGAACCUCCCCAAUUAUCAAAGCCAAUAAUCGCAACCUUAGCUACAUUCUCCUGGUGUCCCUCACAUUCUCUUUCCUCUGUUCUCUGUCAUUCAUCGGACAUCCCAUCCCAGAGACCUGCCUCCUUCGACAAGUUGCUUUUGGAAUAAUUUUCACUAUUGUUAUUUCUUCCAUCCUGGGGAAAACCGUGACUGUUGUCAUUGCUUUUCAUGCGACAAAACCAGGAAGCAAGUUAAGGAGAUGUGUUGGGUCAAAGUUGUCUUACGCCAUUCUUCUCCUUUGUACCUCGGGUGAAAUCUUAAUAUGCCUAACCUGGCUAAUAUCUUUUCCACCUUUUAUAGACUUUGACACCAAGAGUACAAACGAUAAACUGAUUUUACAGUGUAACGAAGGCUCUAUACUUGCUUUCUGUAUAGUAAUUUUCUAUAUCGGCAUCCUAGCUUUAUUUAGUUUCUUUGUUGCUUUUUUUGCCCGAAAACUUCCAGAUCGGUAUAACGAGGCUCAGUACAUCACGUUCAGCAUGAUAGUCUUCUGCUGUGUCUGGGUCACUUUCAUUCCAACAUACUUCAGCACCAAAGGCAAAUACAUGGUAGCCGUGGAGAUAUUUGCCAUCUUGGCCUCCACAGCUGGAAUAUUAGGAUGCAUAUUUGUACCAAAAUGCUACAUUUUGUUGUUAAAACGAGAGCACGUAGCCCAAUGGAAGGGUUGUACAAUAUAA
Messenger RNA from Spea bombifrons (plains spadefoot toad), 2577 nucleotides. Its product is annotated as vomeronasal type-2 receptor 26-like. Gene Ontology annotation, cellular component: membrane. NCBI's taxonomy places the organism in Eukaryota, Metazoa, Chordata, Amphibia, Anura, Pelobatidae. Gene Ontology annotation, molecular function: G protein-coupled receptor activity. Bases 1 to 2577 code for a protein of 858 amino acids. Gene Ontology annotation, biological process: G protein-coupled receptor signaling pathway. The transcript is spliced from 7 exons. The record is from RefSeq and is a predicted model, not a curated record.